AUGUCAAGUCCCGUCUUUCAGCGAUAUACUGGUUUGCCGAGUGUCGGCGAUGGGGAAGUCGAGGAAAUCCUUACGGCAAAAGCUUGCUUUGUGAUGAUGAAUGGGAGCAAUGGGUUUUCCUUUACUGCCCCAUUAUCGCUACUAUCACGCUUGUCUGCCCCCGUCGAUGCACUGGUUCACAGUGCAGUUGAAGGUGCCCACGCCUGUGUGAAUCUUGAAGUUUCCGAUAAAGACACAUUUUAUCGGUUCUUUCAAUUUGUGUACAUGGGCAGUUAUGACGAAUUGACCUCACCUGAGAACGCGCACCUUGCCGACGACACUAAAAAUGGUUUGCCUGUUCUCGCAAAGAUAUCUGCCGAAAGGUCAGACGUCGUGGAAACCCGGCCUGUCUUGUUUGGAGCCUCCAGCACAUCCGCCGUUCCCGGAACCUCAGCCCAGUCUCCUUUUGGCGGAACCCCUAGCGGAGGAGCUCUGUUUGGAUGCUCAACCCAGUCCGUCCCUAGCGGAGACGCUUCUUUUGGAUUUGGCGGCUCAACCCGGCCUGUCUUCGGCGGAGGCGGUCUGUUUGGACGCCCUCAAACCGGCUUCAAGCUGCCUUACUCUAUCGUUUCCUGCCGGGAUGCACUGCGCAAGGUCACACCUCCCUUAAUUCCGACCAGAGGGGAAUGUGAGGAGCUGAGUCACAAUAAUGUUGAUUAUCGUCUGUCAUUUAAGUCACAUGCUAUUUCCGCAUUCCUGCGAAGCCAUGACCCUAUGUAUUCAUGGCAGACUGCUGCGGGCAAUGAGCGAGACUCUUUCGGAAAUGUAUUCGUUGGUCACGCAAAAGUCUGGAAAUUUGCAGAGAAAUAUGCCAUAGCUGCUCUGAUGGACUUUUCUACCUCUGAACUCAUCCGCGAGCUGGCAUGCUGGAUGAUUAAAGACUCAGCGUUUGUUACAGAUUUUGGACAGUUAGUUCGCCACUCCUACCAUGACUGCAGCGCGGGAGGCAUUGCCCAGUUUGCCGCAUGCAUAUUCGAGGAUGCGAAGGACCUAGACAGCUGGCAAGAGCUGCUGAAGGAAGUUCCGGCCUUUCAUUCUGAUUUAGGUCAUGCACUUGCUGAGGUAUACUCUACGUGGCAACCUAUUAUAUUUAGGGAAUGA
This is a messenger RNA of Cordyceps fumosorosea ARSEF 2679, 1140 nucleotides long. RefSeq lists its product as hypothetical. The record is from RefSeq and is a predicted model, not a curated record. Bases 1 to 1140 code for a protein of 379 amino acids. The transcript is spliced from 2 exons. Lineage: Eukaryota; Fungi; Ascomycota; Sordariomycetes; Hypocreales; Cordycipitaceae.